Saccostrea cuccullata (small rock oyster) is the source of this 687-nucleotide messenger RNA. RefSeq lists its product as uncharacterized. Gene Ontology annotation, molecular function: peptidase inhibitor activity. The transcript has 4 exons. The coding region runs from base 46 to 453 and encodes 135 amino acids. Gene Ontology annotation, cellular component: extracellular region. Lineage: Eukaryota; Metazoa; Mollusca; Bivalvia; Ostreida; Ostreidae. The record is from RefSeq and is a predicted model, not a curated record.
ACGUGUUGGGUCUCUGGUUGUCAUGCUUUUUUUUUUUUUACAAGAAUGGAAGAAGGCGAAAAGUUGUAUAUUUUACAUACAAUAUACGCACAGACAGUGUCUCGAUUCCAAAAUCCUUGGAUCAAUGUUGUACGUCGACAUGCCUGCUCUAUAGUGGAGUGCAAUAUAGGAGAAGUCUGUGACUUAUCUUACGAUAACUGUCGUCCCACGGGCCCCUGUCUACUGAAACAACCCACCUGUGUCUCAGCCUUUAACUCUGCUAGACCAGGCAGAUGCCCAUCACCACGGCUCAACCUGAUCCCUAGAUUUACAGUGGACUGCUUUGAUGACCCCGGAUGUGACGCAUCUCAAAUCUGUUGUCAUAAUUACUUCGGAAGUUACUGUUUUCCCUUAAACAGACGGCGGACUGGGUCAUUACUUCAGAGCAGGAUGAGCAGGAUUAGAAAUGGAUAGCCUAUGUUCUGAUUUACACGAUCCCAAAACUUACACAAAAAUAAAUAGUGUUGUAUGUGCCAUCGACAGAGUAUCGUAUAUAAUAACAUUUAUACUGUUCUUGAAUUGGUAAAUAUAUAUUCUUGUUUCAUCGAUAUUGAAAUGCAUACACUAAUUAUGAUGACUUUUCUAUAGAGAAUCAUCGUUAUAGGUUUUUCUCAAAAAAGAUGUAACUCUUUAGAAAGCAGGUAUGAC